AGCAUGCUAAGUGUACUCAAACUAGCACGAAAUUCUCACAAACCCUUGCUGCUAGGAUGUUAGACUGAGAGAGUGAGAGAUGGCGCUUCCCCCUGCACAUCCUCAACUGUUUGCCCAUGUCAAGUACUUCGUUACUGCUGAUGUGUCUGAUGAGAUAAAGGCUUUGCUAAAAGAAGGGGGAGCAAAGAAGGAAUUUUACGUAUCAGACCUUGUGACCCACGUGAUCACAGAAUCAGCUAACUUCUCUGAACGAGAAGACUGCUCUGACAAACUCACUGUUAAAUCAACAUGGGUGAAAUUAUCUCAUCAGAUGGGUUACCUCCUCCCAACUCAACCCUUUACUGUCUUCCCUGUCGGACUCUUCUCUGCCUACACUCUCACCACAUCAGGAAUAAAGGGAGACGACUACUACGCCGUGUGGAGUAUGGUACACUGGAACGGGGGAGUCCUGGCUCGGACCCUCUCUCAGAAAACUACUCACCUUAUUGUGGGAGCUCACCAGAGUCUGGUAAAGUACCGGGCUGCUGUAGCUAACAACAUUCCUGUGGUUGUGAUCGAGUGGUUGCUGGACAGCAUUGAACGGGGAACUGUGCUUCCUACUGACCAGUACAUUCUGCACAUCCCAGGAUACACACCGCCCCGUGCCGCCGCGCCUCCCACCCCUACCAUCCCCUCCAUCCCCACCAUCCCCUCUCCGCGUGUCUCCCAGUCUCCUCGACUCAACCCUCUAGUUCCACCCUCUCCUCUCCUCGCACCCACCAUCAGUUCUCCUACCCUCACUUCUCCUGAUACCAAGGAGGAGGAGAAGACUACUACGAGGAAGAGACCUCCCAAGAAGAAUAAUAAGAAGAAGAAAGAUGCUAAUAAUAAUAUGAACAUGUUCCCUAUGACGCCUGCUAUGAUAGGUCAGGCGGGAGUGCCUUACCCCCACACUCCCUCACCCCUCCCUCCAACUCCCUCUCCUCACACCCCCAACACUGUGUCUCCUGACAGGUUUGGGCUCCAGCAGCAGUCGCCAUACAUGAUGGCUAACUCAGCGCAGUACAUGCAGUUCCAACAAGCUCAAGCACAAGCGGCGCAAGGGGGUAUGGUGAGGUUGGGAUACCCACCAGGAGGCCCAGCUGGGGCAGCUAACAGACAGCAGUGGAACAAUAUACAGUACCAGCAGCAGAUGAUGGCUCAACAGCAGAAACAAGGAUACUUCGGACCAGGCCAGUACCCGGGUCAGAUGCCCCCAGGUUACCCGGGACGGAAUACCCCCACCAGCUACCCACCCAACACGGCCAUGUUCCAACAGCAAGUCCAACAACAACAAGCAGCACAAGCACAACAAGCACAGGCUGCUCAACAACAAGCUCAGCAGCAGCAGCAGCAACAAGCUGCUACCCAGCAACAGCAUAACCAGACCCUGGCUAAUCAGGCGUUGAAAGCAGCCCCUACCCCACCACCUGAGGUAACCGAGGAGAAGGAAACCAGAUACCAGACUCUGAAGAAUUGUACUCUCAUGUUGAUAGAUUAUCCCGAGUAUUACAGCAAGGACAUUAUCAACAAAUGGAGGAUUGUAAUAGAGGAGCACGGCGGAGAGAUAGCUAACUACUACAACCCUGAGUUUGUAACCCACGUGAUAUGUAUGAGCAGGAUGAGUGAUAUCUACAAGCGUGCGUUAGAAGAUGGUAAGUGCGUUACAACAGCACACUGGCUGAACGAUGUUGUGAUCGGUAAAGAAUACAUGAUACCCCACAAUCCGCUACACAUACCAACACAGUUCAAAACAGGGUUACCAGACUGUUCAAAGAUGAAGAUAUCUGUAACGGGAUACGAGGGAAAAGAGAGGAUUUACGUGAAAGAUAUGAUCCGAGUUAUUGGGGCUGUCUACACCGGGGAGCUUAGCCAGCAAAACACGCACCUUAUCUCCCGUAAAACUGAAGGUCUAAAGUACACUAAAGCUCAGAAGUGGGGUACUAAAGUUAUCAGCGCUAGAUGGCUCUCUGACAUAGUCCUCUAUGGUGUGGUUAGCGUCACUACUGAGAAGAAAUACACAGCUCUUGGUGACCCUAAAGAGAUGAUUCUACACGAAUCUGUGAUGCCCAAACUUAUCGAAUGUUGGCACAACUUCAACCAGAAAGACCCUAAACCUGUCUCUAAAUUCAAGUCACCUGUUAUAUUGUUUACUGGACUACCGAGUGACAAGAAUCAGAAACUUACUCAAAUGAUAAAGCGAAUGCGCUGUACGUUGACAACAGACGUCAGGGAAGCGACACACUUGAUAACCUGUAAAAUAGUCCGUACUGUCAAGUUCCUGUCGGCCAUGUCACAGUGUAGUUAUAUCCUGACUGCCUCUUGGAUUGAACAGAGUUGCAAUCGGAAGAUGUUGAUAGACGAGAGCAGCUUCAUUCUGGAAGAUAAAGAAAACGAGCAAGCGCUUGGUUUCUGUGUUCGAGAUAGCUUAACUAAGGCUCGGCUCAACAAGGUUUUCAAAGAUUGCGAACUAUUCCUGACGCCCCACAUCCAGCCUGGCCCGCGGGACAUGAAAACUAUAAUCGAAUGCGGCGGUGGCUCGGUGAUAACUGAAGACCAGGCCCUUGGUAGAGUCCAGGUUCCUGCUGAGAGGAGAAAACCAUUUUAUGUGGUAUCAUGCUCAAGUGAUCAGAUGAUUUGUCAGCAGUUUUACCAGAAAGAGGUUCAGAUCUACACCUCCGAGUUCGUGCUCUCCGCAGCACUAACCCAACAAGCUGACUUCGACAGUAACAAGCUGUUUGUUCAGGAUUACAGGCCAGAGGAGAACAGUGGUGGAAGCUAGAUCACCAUAGCACGUGACAUUAUAUAGAUGUAUCACCUGACUUGAAACACGUGAUUAUGAUUUAGUUCACGUGACGUUCAGUUUAGUCACGAGAUCAUGAUGAUUCUGAUCGACUUUGAUUGUUUUCUCGCAUCAUCACGGGUUGUUUUUACUUUGCAGUAGAGAAAGAACGGUAGACAUUUUUACAGAAAAUAGUAAUUGAGUUCAGUUUGUUGGCCAACUGAAAUAGCUUAGUUGGUAAAUCUAAAUUAUUGUUUUAUCAUUACAGGCAGGCCUGUGUCAUGCUUUUUUUGAUAAUAUUAUUAAUCGUGUUUUAACUUUGAAAAACCUCCGAAAUUUCACGCUUAUUUACAGGGGACAAACAAUGACUAUUUUUCUUAUCUAUUUUCUUGUAUUUCCCCAUUCUUCAUUUAUUCGUGAUCGAGUGAGAAUUGAAAAAUUCUAUUAUAUGUCUUUGUUAAUAUAAUAAUAUAUUUGUGUAUUUGAUUAUUUUA
Messenger RNA from Bolinopsis microptera, 3294 nucleotides. Its product is annotated as PAX-interacting protein 1-like. Bases 80 to 2800 code for a protein of 906 amino acids. The record is from RefSeq and is a predicted model, not a curated record. The transcript is spliced from 21 exons. Lineage: Eukaryota; Metazoa; Ctenophora; Tentaculata; Lobata; Bolinopsidae.